This is a messenger RNA of Periophthalmus magnuspinnatus, 1533 nucleotides long. It is a transcript of the gene cdc123, whose product is annotated as cell division cycle 123 homolog (S. cerevisiae). The transcript is spliced from 13 exons. Gene Ontology annotation, cellular component: cytoplasm. NCBI's taxonomy places the organism in Eukaryota, Metazoa, Chordata, Actinopteri, Gobiiformes, Gobiidae. The coding region runs from base 46 to 1065 and encodes 339 amino acids. The record is from RefSeq and is a predicted model, not a curated record.
CACUAUUUUGUCGUCGGACACACUUCCGUUACAGGAUAUUGCAGCAUGAAGAAGGAGCAAGUUGUCAACUGUCAAUUUUCGGUCUGGUAUCCACUAUUUAAAAAACAUACUAUUAAAAGUCUGAUCCUCCCACUGCCUCAAAAUGUAAUAGAUUACUUGCUAGACGAUGGUACAUUGGUAGUGUCUGGAAGUGAUCAUAACACAGAGCAGAUAAAUAUUAACAGUGAUUUAGACACAGAAGAAGACGUCCAGUGGUCAGAUGAUGAAACAACAACUACAGUUACUGCUCCAGAGUUCCCAGAAUUCACCUCUAAAGUGUUGGAGUCAAUAAAUGCUCUAGGCGGAAGUGUGUUUCCUAAACUUAACUGGAGCUCACCACGGGAUGCCAACUGGAUUGCCUUGAACAGUUCCCUUCAGUGCAGCAGCCUCAGUGACAUAUUUCUUCUGUUUAAAAGUUCAGACUUCAUCACCCACGACCUCACUCAACCGUUUCUUCAGUGCAGCGACCAGGACUCUCCAGAUCCUGUCAUCAGCUAUGAGCUUGUCCUCCGGAAGUGGAGUGAGCUGAUUCCUGGAGGAGAGUUUCGCUGUUUUGUCAAAGAGAAUAAACUCAUUGCCAUUUCCCAAAGAGACUACACUCAGUUUUACCACCACAUCCUAAAGCAGGAGGACAUCAUCACUUAUGCUAUUCAAGACUUCUUCAGCAAAAACAUUCAGUACACCUUCUUAGACGAGGACUUUGUUUUUGACGCCUACAGAGACAGCCAGGGGAGAGUGUGGCUCAUUGAUUUUAACCCUUUUGGUGAAGUGACGGACUCACUCCUGUUCACCUGGGAAGAGCUGUCUUCUGGAGAAAUCACACAGCAGCAGGAGGGCCCUGCUUUUCGGUACACCACUAGUGAAGUGACUGUUCAACCCAGCCCCUGUCUUAGCUACAGGAUCCCUCGGGACUUUGUGGACCUCUCAACAGGAGAAGACGCAUACAAACUCAUUGACUUCCUCAAGCUGACGAAAAGUCAACAGGAAGAGUCAGAGGACGACGAAGACGAGAGCGCUCCACAGUGAAUCAAAAUCUCAUCUAAUAUUAACUUCACCCAUAUGCCCAAUAAUAUGCUCAUGCGAUAUCCACUAUUUAUCGAAUUAUCCUUGUGUUAGUUUAGUAUCACACCAUGUAAAAUCUAUUGGAACUUUUUUUUUUUUUUAUUCAUGGCCUUUUCUAUGAGUUUGUUAACUGACCCUUUAAAACCCCUUUACUGUAAAAAAUAUAUUUUUUAAUGAUUUUCUUAUUGUUUUGUAACUAAGCCUGAAUCCUAACUGCAAAAUCCCACUACUAUAAUUGAUCCAUGUUUUUGACUUCCUUACUUACCACGAAUCUUGUUAAUAUUUCAGCAGCCAUCAAUGCUACUCCAUCUUUCUCAACCAAUUUCCUCCGAGUGGUUCUGACACACUCAUUGCUCUUCGUAUUGCGGUUUUAUUUUCCCAUAAUGCAGCACUGUAGACUGUAGACUGAUUAUUAAACUUGCUGUGCCUGUA